This is a messenger RNA of Lathyrus oleraceus (garden pea), 1323 nucleotides long. RefSeq lists its product as uncharacterized. The transcript has 9 exons. Lineage: Eukaryota; Viridiplantae; Streptophyta; Magnoliopsida; Fabales; Fabaceae. The record is from RefSeq and is a predicted model, not a curated record. Bases 323 to 1192 code for a protein of 289 amino acids.
CUCCGGAUACAUACAUCUCUAAAAGAUGCUGUUUUUGCACAAUAUUAGCAUCUUUCACGUCGGUCAACAUCUUAAAAAGUAAAUAUAAUACUCUCCCACGCUUUUCACUUCAAUAUAAUAAUACUCUUCCAUGCUUUUCACUUGAUCCUUUCUUUGCGUAUUUCUUCCUUCAACCAUGGACGUUACAGCGUAACAGAAAAUCAAACAAAAAGAAUCAUAAAAAGAAAAGAAAACGCAACGUGUCAACACGAGAGUGGACAACGUGGCACGCGAUAUUUAUCACCGUCACAUUCCCUUUCAUUAUUUAUUCACUGUGUAAAAAAUGGAAAACGGAGAUCAGUUUCAGGAAUCAAAAUCCAAAUACGAUUGUCUUUUAUUCGAUCUGGAUGAUACUCUUUAUCCUUUUAGUUCUGGAUUAUCAAAUCACGUGACCGAAAAUAUUCAAGAGUAUAUGCUUGAAAAGCUUGGGAUACAAGAGGAUAAAGUUCCUGAAUUGUGUGUUUCUUUAUAUAAGAUUUAUGGGACAACGAUGGCAGGUCUCAAGGCUAUUGGCUAUGAUUUUGACUAUGAUGACUUUCAUAGCUUUGUUCAUGGUAGAUUGCCAUAUAAUUUGCUAAAACCUGAUCCUGUUCUAAGGGGAAUUUUGCUAAGCCUGCCCUUUCGAAAAAUUAUAUUUACAAACGCAGACGAUGCACAUGCAAAGAGAGUGCUUCACAGGCUUGGACUAGAGGAUUGUUUUGAAAGAGUCAUAAGCUUUGAGACACUUAAUUCCUUCAAAUCAAAUAACUUCAACUCUCCUGACACUGACAGUGACUAUAAACAAAGUUCCACAGGAAUAUUUGAUUUUUAUGAGUAUAUCUGUAAUCCUGAUGCUGAUAUUGUUCUUCCAAAGACCCCCGUUGUCUGUAAACCCUUUCAAGAUUCAUUUGAAAAGGUUUUUAAGAUGAUAGAUAUUGACCCUCAAAGAACAUUGUUCUUUGAUGACAGUAUCCGCAAUAUACAGACAGGAAAAUCCUUGGGCCUUCAUACAGUCUUGGUUGGUACUUCCCUUAGAACUAAAGGAGUGGAUUAUGCCUUGGAGAGCAUCCAUAAUAUGAAGGAGGCAUUUCCAGAACUGUGGGAAGUUGAUGAGAAGAGUAAAAAUGUCGAGUAUUCUAGAAAGGUUGCAAUUGAAACAUCAGUUAUAGCUUAACUUAUUAUAUGCAUCCACCUUUUGAAUUUGUGGUGCCUAAUAUUGUUUGUGGCAUCUAACUUUGACUAAUGUACUUGUUAUCAGAAUACUGAUAUGUUAUUUAUAUAAAAUAAAUGAGUUUUUAUCUGCCA